CAUAAAUUUACAGCGGCGUUGGCUGUUUGAAAUUUUUCACAUUACACACAUAAAUCCAGCAAAGAUGGUCGUCGAAAACCUCUUGAAAAAUGUCCACUGUUUGUUUAUACAGCUCCGCACAUAUGCUACAUACCUGCACCGACGACACCUAUGUACAUACACGUACACGUAUGGAAGCUCCUGUGUGUGUGGCCAGGUGAGAAGAGGUCCUGGUCCUUGGUCCUUGCUCCUUGCUGCUUGGUCCUUGGGCGCGUGCUCGGCGAGCUAUUUGCCGCCGCCCGUAGCUGAGUUAUCUGGCAAAUAAUGGAACGUGCUGUGCAGAUGAUGCGUUUUCAUAAAUUUUAAAUAAGCACAGCAGCUGGCACAGGACUCCCAGAUCCCAGAACCCCAGCCAAUCCUUUGGAGCAGCUGAGCAACGGCGAUAGAGAUAGAGAGAGAGAGAGAGAGUGCCAAGAAGACAAUGGAGGACACUCUGUGCUGGUGCAUAAUAUCAAAUUUUAUUCGAAAGUUUAGUUGCGUUUGCUUAACGCCCGCCCAUCUCUUAAGUGGGCUGAUUCAUUUAUCAAGCACUUUAUCAGCAGCAAUCGGUUAAAUGGCCAAGCGACGAGCUACGGACAAAUGGACGGAUGGACCAUCGGAUAGAUGGAUGGAUGGAUGAAUGAAUGGAUGCGCAAAAAAGUCCGGCGAAAAUUGAUUUCUAUCCAUUUCGGACCCAUUGUUUUUCAACCCCAACACCACAGUCCAGGUUUUGGGUUUUAAAUGGCCAAACCCUAGAGCAGCCAGUCCCCGAUACCAUACGCCAUAUACCAACCAUAUAUUCCAAAUACCAAAGGGGGGACGCAAUAAUCGCUGGGAAUUCCCAGCUAGAAAUAUGCGGCUGGACCAACUAAAAAGUGUAGAAAAACCGAGUCGUUUUCGAACUCGUUUGGAUGCUCCGCUAAAUGUUUUAGCAUACAAAAUAUGAAGAAAAUCAUUUCAUUUUACUGAAAGCAUGACCAUUUAUAGUGGCUCUGGCUAAACGAGUUUUCAGCCCUUUUCUGGCCGUUUCCUCUGCCGAGAGCCUGCUCUAUUGGAUUACAACUUGACGGGUAGGGUCUUCUGCCUGAACUUUUUCGAUGAUACUCGUCGUACUGCGACUUGGACUGAGAUCGUUGAAUUAGCAUAAUGUCGACGGCAGCAUUUGCAAGAAUAGGGCGGCAAGAUAUCGAUGCGCUUUGUUUAUGUCGGCUUGGCCAUUGUUUUAUCGCACAAGCUUCGUUUUUCGAAGGUGGAUAGCAUUUCAAGAGACAAAAGCUGCCGAAGAAGUUACCAAAAAAUGCUUCGAGCCAACAAAAACAACGGUGGUAAAGUCUGCAUGAACUUGAGCGCAGUCCAGUGACACCGAUCGGUUGGUUUUCGUAUAAAUAUUGGACCUUUCGGUGAUGCAAACGUCAGACACAACCAAGUGGUCAAAGUCAAAGAACUAAAUUCAAAAUGCGUGCCUUCAUUGUUAUGUGCUUGGUGGCAGUCGCCUGCGCCGAUAAGCUCGGCUACAACUACCAGCCCGUGGGACACUCCAGCUCCGGACUGUCCUUCGCUCCUGGCAGUGGCAGCAUUGGAGGUGGCUCCAUUGGCGGAAGCAUCGGAGGAGGCAGCAUUGGCGGAGGCAGCAUUGGAGGAGGCAGCAUUGGAGGAGGCAGCAUUGGAGGAGGCAGCAUUGGAGGAUCCAUUGGCGGUGGUUCGAUUGGAGCCAGCAUCGGAAGCGGUGCCGGUCUGGGUGGUCUGAGCAGCUUUGGCGGUGGCAGCAUUGGAAGCAUUGGUGGUGGUGAAGCCCUCAGCGCCCCCGUCUCCUACAGCGCCCCUGCCCCCGCUGCUGAGCUCCAGAAGGAGUUCUUCACCUACACCGCCAACGAGCAGGACUUCGACGAGCCCCAGCAGCUGGAGCGCGUUUCCUCUGCCCUCAACAAGGCCCUCCGCGUUGUCUUCAUCAAGGGACCCGAGAACCGUGGUCUGGAGAACGCUGCCCUCGCCCUCGCCAAGCAGGCUGCCCAGCAGGAGACCGCCAUCUAUGUCCUGAACAAGCAGGCCGACAUUGGAGAUCUGGCCAGCAAGUUGAACGCCAUCCGCAACAACAACAACAACAAGCCCGAGGUGCACUUCGUCAAGUACCGCACUCCCGAGGAUGCUGCCAACGCCCAGCGCGCCAUCCAGGGUCAGUACGAUCAGCUGGGAGGAUCCAGCCAGGCCCACAACGGUGGUGUUGCCCCCGUCCUGAACUUCGCCUCCGCCGCUCCAGUGCGUCAGGCUGCCGCCCAGAGCCCCGACAACUCGUACCUGCCUUCUUCGGUCUUCCGUCGCGUCUAA
Drosophila santomea is the source of this 2343-nucleotide messenger RNA. RefSeq names its product putative mediator of RNA polymerase II transcription subunit 17. NCBI's taxonomy places the organism in Eukaryota, Metazoa, Arthropoda, Insecta, Diptera, Drosophilidae. The transcript is spliced from 3 exons. The record is from RefSeq and is a predicted model, not a curated record. Bases 1474 to 2343 code for a protein of 289 amino acids.